GAUGAUCAAAAUAAAAGAGCUCGUUGCAACUCCAACUCCAAUUCCAGCUCCGAUUCCUUAUAAACGUGUAUAACGAGCUCUGGUGAAAGAGUGUAUCCGAUAUCACAAUGUUGUUCUGAAAGGAUAACUUCGUCAACUUCUUUACCUCCUUCACACAGUUCACAAUUCAUGAAGCUGGAAUAGGUUUGCAUUCGCCAAAAGAAGAUCAGUAGCAAGUUUUUUUUCUUCUUUGCUUUCAUGUCCCUUCUUCACUUCACUCCUUCUCAUUCUUUCAAGACUUGCACCUUCAUUUUCCCAUACCUGCCUUUAUUUAUUUUCUUUCCAUACGUUGAUUCAGAUUACAAAGUACAAGAUAUUUAAACAGAAAUUAUUUCUCUGCAUUUCGAAGUCCCUUUCCUUCCUUCUGUCCGUCAACUUGCACUCACAACCGUUGUUCACAAAUUGCUGCGAUAUUUCGAUAUUCCAGUACGAGUAACUUGAUCAAAAAGUUCGCUUUUAUCUGAUUCGUAUCGUUACGUAUACGCUCUUACCAUGAGCAUUCCACUGUCCGACCACGUCACAGCUUCAAGUCUCGGAUCUCUCAAGUUUCCUCCGUCACCUCCUCACAAUAGACAUGAACAUGAACUUUCGUCUUUGACGAAACCCUACGAUUCUUGCCAUCAUCAACAACAUCAUCAUCAUCUGAAUUCCAAGGGACUCGGAGGGACACGGAUUUCUCAAGUCGAGAUUACUUCCUUCUAUUCUCCUGCAAAUUCAUCAUACGAGCCAGAUGGAAGUUCAACAAUUGCUUCAACUCCUCCAAUGUCCGGAAUCCAGCAAAUCAAUGGCUCAUCAUCUGCUCUUCAGCCUUCAUCAACUUCCCGUGUCUUGCCUCUAUCCCAAUCUACGAUAGCUCCUCUUUGUCUUCAGUGCAAAGGUCACAAGUAUGGCUUCACGUCGUACUUUCACAACGCCGCAAUUUUUCCAGAACCGCCACACGAUCUACUGAUGUUGGUAGAGCAGUCUUAUCUUCUAAGAAAUCGGCUCAAGAGCUUGAUGAUCAACUAUGUCACCAGGAUAGUUGACAAUAGUCGUUUGGAAGCGAUCGCUAAUGAGAUUCUGGAUUGGAAGGGUCGCGUGGAAUGUCUAACAAGAGAAGUCUUGAUAUCUUCAAUGGGAUUUGAACUGAAUAUGGAAGGUCUCGAAGCGGUCAAUGAUUGGGCGGCGGAUCUUGUUCAACGACUGGGCAAUCACGUGAAUGGGUUUCAGAAGAUGGAACUCUCAAAGGAAGAUCAAAAGAGAUUGCUAAUUGACUUCAAGAAACUAUGGGAGGUGGUCUGGACGAGUUUUAUGGCCGACCGGAACAGGCGGAACACGCCGAGAAGAUCAUUGCGGUCAAGAGAUGCAGUUGACAUCGAUUUACCGGACUCGGAACUCUAAGUAAACUGUUUGAGGUUUCGCUUUUUGCCAACAGCUGCUGUACUUGAUUGAUUUAGGUAGCCCACAUAAUUGUGAGCCGCGGUUUAGUUUUUGAUAACUUUAAAUACAAUGGCACA
This is a messenger RNA of Botrytis cinerea B05.10, 1535 nucleotides long. RefSeq lists its product as hypothetical. The record is from RefSeq and is a predicted model, not a curated record. Lineage: Eukaryota; Fungi; Ascomycota; Leotiomycetes; Helotiales; Sclerotiniaceae. Bases 532 to 1419 code for a protein of 295 amino acids. The transcript has a single exon.